GAGACGUGGCCGUAGUCGAACCCCUUGUUUCCGUUGGCUGCAGUGUAGAAUGCCAACCGCCCAAUGGCAUCAGAAGCAGCGGCGAGCUCCAUUUCCUCUUUCCCUCGUCGCUUGGCCAUGGAGUCCAACGCCCUGCUCUGGUUCCGGAAGGGGCUGCGGAUCCACGACAACCCCGCCCUGGACUACGCACGCCGGGAAUCGAACAACCUCUUUCCCGUCUUUGUAAUCGACCCCCGUUACCUCCAUCCUGAUUCCUCCGCCUUCUCCCUUGGUUCUACUCGGGCCGGCAUCAACCGCAUCCGCUUCCUUCUCGAGUGUCUCUCCGACCUCGACUCUAGCCUCCGCAGGCUCGGUUCCCGUCUCCUUGUUCUCAGGGGAGACUCUGACCCAGCCUCGGCCAUUUGCAGAAUCGUUAAGGAAUGGAAGAUCCGGAAACUCUGCUUUGAAUAUGACACGGAACCAUAUGGUCAAGAGCUGGACCGAAAAGUUAAGGAUUUUGCCUCAAAACACGGAAUCGAAGUGUUCUGUCCAGUUAGCCAUACCCUUUUCAAUCCAGCGGAUGUGAUAGGGAAGAAUGGAGGAAAACCACCUUUGACAUAUCAAUCAUUUAUAGCACUUGCGGGGAAACCUGAGGGCCCACUUGAAGUGACAUACUCCGAGCUUCCUCCUGUGGGAAAUGUUGGAGAAUCUGAAUUGCUUACUGUUCCAACAAUUGAGGAACUUGGCUACAAGGAAAUGAUAGAGGAAGAGUUUCCUCCAUUUCGAGGCGGUGAAUCAGAGGCUCUUCGGAGACUUAAGGAAGUUCUUAAAGACAAGGAAUGGAUAGCAAAUUUUGAGAAACCAAAGGGUGAUCCAUCUGCCUUUCUGAAGCCAGCAACCACUGUUUUGUCCCCGUAUCUGAAAUUUGGUUGUCUUUCUUCAAGGUACUUUUAUCAACGCCUUCACAAUGUCUACCAAAUUGUUGGGAAGCACACAUCCCCUCCAGUUUCACUUCUUGGUCAGUUACUAUGGCGUGAAUUUUUCUACACGGUGGCCUUUGGAACUCCAAAUUUUGAUCAGAUGAUUGGAAAUAAGAUAUGCAAACAGGUUCCUUGGAGAGAAGACGAAGCUUUGCUUGUAGCUUGGAGAGAGGGCAGGACUGGAUAUCCCUGGAUUGAUGCCAUUAUGAUACAGCUUAAGAAGUGGGGAUGGAUGCACCAUCUGGCGCGGCAUUCUGUUGCGUGUUUCUUAACACGUGGUGAUCUGUUUAUCCAUUGGGAAAAAGGGCGUGAUGUUUUUGAGAGAUUACUUCUUGAUUCGGAUUGGGCAAUUAACAACGGUAAUUGGUUAUGGCUUUCUAGUUCAGCCUUUUUUAACCAGUAUUACCGUAUCUACUCUCCAAUAUCUUUUGGGAAGAAGUAUGAUCCUGACGGAAAAUAUAUUCGACAUUUUAUCCCCGUGCUAAAAGAUAUACCAAAUGAAUAUGUUUAUGAGCCUUGGACAGCUCCUUUGAGCGUCCAAAGGAAAGCAAACUGCAUAAUUGGAAAAGACUAUCCAAGGCCAGUGGUCUCCCAUGAUACUGCGAGCAAGGAAUGCAAGAAAAAGAUGGGGGAAGUGUACGCCAAGGACCGGUCUAUGAAAAGUUGCAAAAAAGAAUCUUCUAAAUCCGCAACGUUGCGGAAAAGAAAAAAAUAAUAACUAAAGCUCAGUGAAAACGUUGAUAUUUAUGGUUUUCCAGCUAUUGAAGGAGACUUUCCUGGCUUGCCAUGAUCGCUGGAUUUAUCAACAAUGGGCGACCCAAGGAUGCUGGCUCUGUUUUGCUCCAAGGACUGAAAAAUGAUGAAUCUUGAUCAAAUUACGCUUGAAGCUAUGUAUAGAUAUCCACAACUAUAUCAUUGAUAAGGCCAUUGAAUUGAACUUGACUCUCUACGACUCUCUUCUGAACAUGUCAAGUGCGGGCAGAUUGCUAUUACCGAUAAGUUGUUCGAUGGAAUGACUAAAAAGUACUCCAUCUCAUGGAACAUUCUGAUACUUGGGCUUCUGGAAAAUGGGAACUUUGCGGAGGGCAUCAGGUUAUUUUCAGAGAUGAAAUCAAGGGACGUAAAGGUGAACGAAGCAGCCAUUCUCAUCUUAUUUAUUGUCCUCUUGUGGACUGCAAUGAUCUUAGGACUAGCCAUUCAUGGGCAUGGCAAAGAGGCUAUGGAAGUUUUUGGCCGAACGAAAGCUGCUGGGGAAGAUUCGGCAGAACCCAACUCGAUCACAUUCUUAAAUGCUCUAUCCGCAUGCUAUAUAUAGCAAUUCACCAAAGGAACUAAAGAGAACCAUAGUUUGACUGUAAAAUGCCUAAACUCAAGUGACAAAUGUUGUA
Molecule: messenger RNA, 2347 nt
Organism: Zingiber officinale
Lineage: Eukaryota; Viridiplantae; Streptophyta; Magnoliopsida; Zingiberales; Zingiberaceae
Product: (6-4)DNA photolyase-like
Exons: 15
Coding region: 64-1674 (536 amino acids)
Biological process (GO): entrainment of circadian clock by photoperiod; circadian regulation of gene expression
Cellular component (GO): nucleus; cytoplasm
Molecular function (GO): FAD binding; DNA binding
Source: RefSeq, a predicted model, not a curated record